This is a messenger RNA of Myotis myotis, 3884 nucleotides long. It is a transcript of the gene USP1, whose product is annotated as ubiquitin specific peptidase 1. Bases 790 to 3141 code for a protein of 783 amino acids. Gene Ontology annotation, biological process: protein deubiquitination; regulation of DNA repair. Gene Ontology annotation, molecular function: cysteine-type deubiquitinase activity; cysteine-type endopeptidase activity. Gene Ontology annotation, cellular component: cytosol; nucleus. The record is from RefSeq and is a predicted model, not a curated record. NCBI's taxonomy places the organism in Eukaryota, Metazoa, Chordata, Mammalia, Chiroptera, Vespertilionidae. The transcript is spliced from 10 exons.
GUGUGAGGCUCGAGCGCGCCAGCCCGGCCUCCGGCGCCUCGCGCGCGCCCUCCGCGAGGACCCGCGUGAGCUGCCCGCGCCGGUGCCUGCGCUGUUUGAAACUGCAGAGCCCGUUACGGUCUUGGGGGAACUACCGUUCCCGCUGAUUCCUGCGCACGUGCGUACCAGGGGGCUAGUGGCGGUCGCGAGGCGGCUCCUGCCUUUCUCGUCUCUGCCUCGAGGGGACUACAGCCGGCAUUUUCGAAGGGCACCACCCUCCAAUCGCAGCGCUGGCGCGGGCGGAGGCUAAAGCACGGGGGUCCUGAGACGGAGGAAAACGCGCCAAGUUCCCCUCGGUGGUGGAGUGGGGACGACCCUAGCGGUUGAGGCACUUCGCCAGCGGGACUGCUUCUCUGCGCUCCUUCCCGUCCCGGGGCAGGCGCGGCGGGCGCCGCUCCGGGGAUGUAGUUGGUGCCGGCGCGAGGCAGGACCAAGCGGCGGCCCGGGCUCCCGCUCCUGAAAGCGAAUGGUCACUCCCCCGCGGGGAGGGCGAUCUGUCCAGCUUUUUCUUGGGUCGGGGGACUCCGCGGGCUCGGGACCAGGUCUCCACGGUCGCACCCACACUCGUCCCGGUUGGACCGGCCGGCGUCACCGCCGCGGACCUCGCUGGGGGCCAUGACCAGUGCGUGAAUUCCCACAUCAGAAGCAUCCAGUGAAAUGCUCGGGAAAGAUGGAAUUCGAAUAUGAUUGGUGAUUAUAACGUCCGUAUAUAAAUCAGUAUUUGUCAACUCUUUGGUAUUUGAAGAAAAAAUGCCUGGUGUCAUACCUAAUGAAAGUAAUGGGCUUUCAAGAGGUAGUCCAUCAAAGAAAAACAGACUUUCCUUGAAGUUUUUUCAGAAAAAGGAAACUAAGAGAGCCUUGGAUUUCACAGAUUCUCAAGAAAAUGAAGAAAAGGUUUCUUCUGAUUAUAGAGGAUCUGAAAUUGAUCAAGUUGUUCCUGCGGCACAGUCCUCACCUAUGAAUUGUGAGAAGAGAGAAAACUUGUUACCAUUUGUGGGGCUAAAUAAUCUCGGCAAUACUUGUUAUCUUAAUAGUAUACUUCAGGUAUUAUAUUUUUGUCCUGGGUUUAAAUCUGGAGUGAAGCACUUAUUUAAUAUUAUUUCAAGGAAGAAGGAAGCUCUUAAAGAUGAAGCCAAUCAAAAAGAGAAGGGAAAUUGUAAAGAAGAUUCUUUGGCAAGUUAUGAACUAAUAUGCAGUUUACAGUCCUUAAUCAUUUCAGUUGAACAGCUUCAGGCUAGUUUUCUUUUAAAUCCAGAAAAAUACACUGAUGAACUUGCUACUCAGCCAAGACGAUUACUUAACACACUCAGGGAACUCAACCCUAUGUAUGAAGGAUAUCUACAGCAUGAUGCACAGGAAGUAUUACAGUGUAUUUUGGGAAACAUUCAAGAAACAUGCCAACUCCUAAAAAAAGAAGAAGUAAAAAAUGUGGCAGAAUUAACCAACAAGGUAGAAGAAAAACCUAAUCAGAGAGAGGCAAUUAAUGGGGUUAAUAGCACAGAGAUGGACAAUAUGGGGCAUGCUGAAGACUAUAAAGAAAAACUCCCAAAAGGAAAUGGGAAGAGAAAAAGUGACACUGAAUUUGGUAACAUGAAGAAAAAAGUUAAGGUAUCCAAGGAACACCAGUCAUUGGAAGAGAACCAGAGACAAACCAGAUCAAAAAGAAAAGCUACAGGUGAUAUAUUAGAGAUUCCUCCUAAAAUAGUCACUAAGCACAUUCCUGAAAAUGAGAGUGCAAGACCCUCACAGAAGAAAUCAAAAGUUAAAAUAAGUUGGUUAAAGUCUGCAACUAAGCAACCCAGCAUCCUUUCUAAAUUCUGUAGUUUGGGGAAAAUAAACCAAGGAUCCAAAGGACAAUCUAAAGAAAAUGAAUAUGAUCUUGAAGAGGACCCUGGGAAGUGUGAAAACGAUAACACAAUUAAUGGCUGUGGACUUGAAUCUCCAGGAAAUAAUGUUAAGUCCAUUAAUGAUAAUGAAGUUAAGCCCAUAAACAAAGGCACAGAGCAAAUUGGUUUUGAGCUUGUAGAGAAGUUAUUUCAAGGUCAGCUGGUAUUAAGAACUCGUUGUUUAGAAUGUGAAAGUUUAACAGAAAGAAGAGAAGAUUUUCAAGACAUCAGUGUGCCAGUACAAGAAGAUGAGCUUUCUAAAGUAGAGGAGAGUUCUGAAAUUUCUCCAGAGCCAAAAACAGAAAUGAAGACCCUGAGGUGGGCAAUUUCACAAUUUGCUUCAGUGGAGAGGAUUGUAGGAGAAGAUAAAUAUUUCUGUGAAAAUUGCCAUCAUUAUACUGAAGCUGAACGAAGUCUUUUGUUUGACAAAAUGCCUGAAGUUAUAACCAUUCAUUUGAAGUGUUUUGCUGCUAGUGGCUUGGAGUUUGAUUGUUACGGUGGUGGACUUUCCAAGAUCAACACUCCUUUACUGACACCUCUCAAACUGUCACUAGAAGAAUGGAGUACAAAGCCAACCAAUGACAGCUAUGGAUUAUUUGCAGUUGUGAUGCAUAGUGGCAUUACAAUUAGUAGUGGGCACUACACUGCUUCUGUUAAAGUCACAGACCUUAACAGUUUAGAACUAGAUAAGGGAAAUUUUGUGCUUGACCAGUUGUGUGAAAUGAGUAAGCCAGAACCACUGAAUGAGGAGGAAGCAAGGGGUAUGGCUGAAAAUUACGAUGAUGAAGUGUCAAUUAGAGUCAAUGGAAACACACAGCCAAGUAAAGUUUUGAACAAAAAAAAUGUAGAAGCUAUUGGACUUCUUGGAGGACAAAAGAGCAAAGCAGAUUAUGAGCUAUACAACAAAGUAGCUAAUCCUGACAAAGGUACCAGUACAGCAUUUGCUGAAAAUAGAAAUUCUGAGACUAACAUUACUAAUGGGACGCAUGAAUCUGAUAGGAACAAGGAAUCCAGUGACCAAACAGGCAUUAACAUUGGUGGAUUCGAGAACAAAAUUUCAUAUGUAGUGCAAAGCUUAAAGGAGUAUGAGGGGAAGUGGUUGCUUUUUGAUGAUUCUGAAGUAAAAGUUACUGAAGAGAAGGACUUUUUAAAUUCUCUUUCCCCUUCUACAUCUCCUACAUCUACUCCUUAUUUGCUAUUUUAUAAGAAACUAUAGAGUGUACGUUUUCCUUAUGUGUAUAUAUAUAUAUAAAAACAGACCCAGACAAACAUUGAUAACGUUGAUUACAUCAAAAAGAAUAGCUUAUCUUUUGAAGCUAUUGGAUACUAUUGGUCUCUAGGUUUUUGUAUAGUGAAAUUUGAAUUACUGAAAACCAUGUUAAUUUUUAGAAUUCAUUUUCUGUAGUAGAGACUAGUGAUGUAUUAGCUCUGGGAAAAAACUUGUAUAGGUUCUUAAUUGAAUUAUCCAAAAUGGAAGCAUUUAAACACUUUUCAAUUUACACCUUUUUUGUGUUCGCUUUUUAAAAUAAAGUGCUUGUAUUUGUAUCUCCAUAUUUUGGAGUAAUUACAUGUUUAUAGGUCCUGUGGUUUUUCAGCUAAGAAGCAGAAUAUCAUUUCAGUACAUUUAGUUUUAUAAGUCAUGAAGCCAAAUCUUUGAUGGGCUGUAUUAGAGGCACAAAGUCUGGAAUAUGUAUGUAUUCACAAUGGUGUGUACAUUUUGUGCCUUGGGUUGCUUUGAAAGUGUCUCAGAAAACCUGGACAGUCUUAUCUUCACAAGAAUUUUAUAUGUAUUUAUGAAGAUGAUUCUUUAGUAAAUCUUUUUGGGCAUGGACUAAUUUGUAUCUCUUCAUAGUCAUAUUCUGCACGAUCUGUAUAUAGUAUAUCAAACUUAGAGGUGUGACCUUAAGUUUAACUUUUUUAAAAAAUAAGGUCAAUAAAAUUUUAAAUGCUUAAAAACUA